This is a messenger RNA of Dreissena polymorpha, 1667 nucleotides long. RefSeq lists its product as uncharacterized. NCBI's taxonomy places the organism in Eukaryota, Metazoa, Mollusca, Bivalvia, Myida, Dreissenidae. The transcript has 3 exons. The record is from RefSeq and is a predicted model, not a curated record. Bases 35 to 985 code for a protein of 316 amino acids.
GGUGCCGGUACUACUCUCAAUAUUGGUGCUGGCGAUGCAUCACCCCGCUGACGUCUUCGUAAAUCAAAUGAAGAUCGCCGAAUAUGCAAUCUCCCUAAUACCAAAUGGAAGCCAUAUUCACAUCGGAAUCUUCGCGUAUAAAUACUUCGAAUUGUUCGACGAAAGCAAGGAGAAAUAUGAAAACCAAAUGCUGCAAUUAUUAUAUAAUUCCAAUUAUACGUUGUAUAUAAGCGCGUCCUCAGUAACAUUACAGUAUAUACACAAUUUCAAGAUACCCCCAGGACUGCCGCAAAUCGGAUUGAUCCUUGGUUCUGAAAGCAGAGUAACUGGAGACAUGACGGGGAUCAAGCGGUUGAAGAAAAAGACUUUUGUAGUCGUUGAUAUUACGUCCCCGUCAAAAGGUCUUGCUGACCUGGCUACAAGUCCUGACCACGUGUUUUCACCGUUUGCUUUCGAUGCCAACCGGUUCUCUAACUUACUUAAUAACGAUGCGCAACUGCUAUGCGACACCGACAUGUAUUUGCCUUCUUCUGCGAAUGGAAGUUGUCAGCCUUGCAUGAACCCGUGUGGGGCAAUGUUGCCUCUCAACUGCACGACACGUGAUAUACAACGACAGUGCAAAUACUAUACAUUCGAACAAACGAACACGGCCUCAAUCGUAUUUGCUCAGACAUCCACACCGGGCUACUCUACACCACCAGACUUCCAUGACAACACAAGGCUGAGUCGUACAACAAUAACUGGAAUCACCAUUUCAUGCUUUAUAUUAGUGUUUAUUGUUUCACUUGUAUUGUAUUAUGUCGUGAGACCACAAGUGGUGAGAACAUGGUUCCAAAAUUUACGCUCACAAUGUUUUGAUUGUUUAGCUUCUAUACUCUCCCCAAAACCACAUAGACGGUUUGACGGCGUAAGACAUGGUGUUAUUUCUGAUGACAUUUCAGACGACGAACUCUUAGAUGACAUUGUGGGGAAUGAUAUAACAUAAGAUGUUUGCAUGAAAGUAAUAAGCAAUUAAUUUAAGUACAAAAUAAUAUAUAAGUAACAGUAUUUCCACAAGGUUUCAUGUAUAACGUUCAGUUUUUGCUGUCAACGUCUACAAUGUCUUAUUGUUAUGUAGUAAAAAAUAAUAGGACGAAAUGUUUUCACAAACACAACAAUAUAACUAUGACUAACGUAUAAUUAAUAAUUUACAUGUUUAUAAAUACAUGUAAUAUUUAAUGAAUAUCAUUACAAAAAUAAGCUAGUUAAUAGCAGUUUUAUAAAGGGUGUGUAACUGAAUAUGAUUGGACGAACUUUCUUUUCAAAGCGCAACGAUAUAAUUUUGAAAAAUCGUUUAAAAUCAUUUUUGUAUGCAUAACGUAUACAUUGAAUGUCAAAAAAACACAUUAUAGUAUUAAAAGCAGUGUCAUGCUGUUAACUUUCAGUAAGGGAUGUAAACUUGUUCUGUGUCUUGACUUUAAUUGUAUUCAACUUAUUUGAAACUAUUUUACUUUACUUGUAUGUAUGUCACUGAAAAUUGACAUACUAAACUAGGCGUUGAUAAUUUCUUCUACGGCCUUAUUGCUGCUUCUUCCUGCAUUGCACGACGAUGAUCUGAUUGAUCUGAAUGUAAAUAUUCUAUGAUGAUAUGUCACAUAAGCUUGUUAAUAAAGACGUUAUGUAUUUGA